Molecule: messenger RNA, 903 nt
Organism: Lutzomyia longipalpis
Lineage: Eukaryota; Metazoa; Arthropoda; Insecta; Diptera; Psychodidae
Product: zinc finger protein 358-like
Exons: 3
Coding region: 1-903 (300 amino acids)
Biological process (GO): regulation of transcription by RNA polymerase II
Molecular function (GO): RNA polymerase II cis-regulatory region sequence-specific DNA binding; DNA-binding transcription factor activity
Source: RefSeq, a predicted model, not a curated record
AUGGAAAAGGACAUAGUGAUUAAAAAGGAAGAACUAGACUUAGAUUAUAGUAUAGUCAAGGAAGAAUAUACCGUUCAACCGGCAGAAGUGUUUGAAAUUAAAAUAAAAGAAGAGAAAGAUGAUCCUGAAGAGGAAGUUGAGGGAAAUGAUAUUCCUGCUUCUCUGAAAGACUAUCCUGUAUCCUCUGAUCUUCCGGAUAGAAAGCAAAGUAGUAAAGCAGUUAAUACUUCUGAAAAGUCUGUUAGAGUUUCAAAACGGAAGUUAAGUCAGGAGAACAACAGCCAUGAGAGGAAGCUCUCAUGUCCUCCUGUAAGCUCAAAUACUCCCGACAACAAGCAACAUAAUCCUAACUUCAGACCACUACUGCGGAAGCGUAAUAAAUGUGAGAUUUGCGGAGAAGUCUUUCGGAAUAAAUGGACCUUCCAACUUCACAUGCUUCACCACCAUGGUGAGAAGAAUGUCUGUCCUAUUUGCUUCAAGACCUUCCCGGAUAAUCGGGCUGUGAAGCACCACAUACAUCUUCAUACAGCUGUGCAGCCUUAUAGGUGCAAUCAAUGUGGUCAAAUCUUCAGUUGGAAGAAAACCUUCACGAGACACAAAGAGAACUGCGGGAAGGAGGAAGCUCCAGUAGCUUCGGGAGGAGCUUCGGCAGAUCCCCUCACAUGUCCAUAUUGUGGGAGAAUCUACACAAAUGAAAGAAUGUACGCAAUACAUAAAAGUUGGCAUUUCAGCAAAUCACUAGAGUGCCUGUACUGCUCUGGGAAGUUCGGAAGUCGUCAAGAACUUGAGGGGCACUCGAACUCGAAGCAUAAUGGCUUACCCGUUGAUUUGGAAGAUGCUAUCAAGUCAGGAAAGAUCUUCAAUGUGGACUAUCGGAAAUUCGUAAAGAAGGAAAAAUUAUAA